CAGCUCUUGCCUUUCGAUCCUCAUCUCCCAUCUCGCCGCCCCGCCUCGAGCACACCAAUGAGCACGCACGCUGAUCAGAGCGCAGCACUCAGCUCGCAGGCAUGGUAGCGGUGAUCGUCAAGAGCGUCACGUCAAGAGCAGCCAACGCUCCCCCGGUGAGAUCCAUUGGCGUACGCGGGCCACCACGGAUGGAGAUCAAUCCAAGACGUCGCCCCCCGCACGUUGAUGUCAACAAAGGCGCAGCACACCAACGCCAUGGCUGCCAUUAAACUCUGAGUUUGUUUGCUGGGUGCAAGCCUUCCGCAGUGGGCUCACUCUCGCGCCGCUACUCAGCAAGAGCCACCAAUGCCCAGGAAGAUCAGCAAGCACCUUAUCAAUGACGCAAGCCGACGACCCAGUGCUUCCUUCUCUCGUCUCCUGGCCCACCUGCUCAGCAGAAAAGCGAUUGUCCCAGCUCGCCAUCGCUCAGCACAACCCAUCGACAACAUGUCAAUGUCCUCCACCGCACAGCAAGAGUGCGCCACCUGAAGGCCUUGGUGGUCACGACGACAGCUCGGCCGCUCCCCCCCAUCUUGGCGGUCACAGGUACAAUGCGUUCAAUCUUGGACAUCAUGGCUACAGCCCUCCCGGCGUCGACGCUGCCGUUCCCACAGUACCCUCUCAUCCAGGGCCUAGCAGCAGCAAUGGCGCCUCGCCACGCCCUUACCAGCGCAGGGGGCGCAAGAAGGUAUUCUGGUCCCACUUCGACUACGAGCUCGUGCUCAAAUGCAUUAGCAGCAGGGGUGUCCCCACGAAAGGCACGCUCUUCGAUUGGACUGGCGUAGUCAGCGAGAUGGACAAGAGGGGUCAAAAGCGACUCAAGUCUUCCCUCCGCUCCGCUCGAGCAUUUCAUCCUGCUCUCUCCGCCGACACUGCCACCGUUGCCCUCACACCGAUGCAUUACCUCUUCCCGCUCCUCCGUGAAGUCGUCAACGUCGCUGGGACUUUUGCUGCUUCGAUCAUGUGCCGCCGGCUGGCGGACGAAGCCCUAGAGGCAGCCGAUGCUGGCAAUACGGACGCUCGUGAUCUCACGCCCGAGCUUGGCAAGGCGGCAAACAACGAGCAGAAGGCUUUCGACGACUGGGCUGCGGAGAAGGCUGGAUCUCGCUGGGACUUGGGUCAGGACGACUUCGAAUGCUCACAGACGUCGUACCGCAUCGCUCGGGAGGCCUGGGCAUCCGCCAGGCGACCAAUUGCCACGUACGCUGCCUCGCCCGUCUCCGGCCCCUCGUCUGGCCCGCCAAAGGUGCUCGCCCUUGGCCGUUUCAGCUCUCCGGCAAACGCGAUCAAUGUGUGGUCCGAACUGAUGUUCGCUUUGAUCGCCAUCGAUGCCCUCCGAGCGAGCUGGCACUGCUUCGAAGCAGCAGCUGGCUGCUACGCCUUCAGCAAUUGGCGAGGAGACUGGCACCUGGACGUCGAGACCCGUGUGGGUAGCGCCGUUGCUGGCCUCGCUCGCAAGCAAGGCAGCGAAGACACGGUGGACGACGACAGCGACGACGAGAACGACGAGAAGGACACGCACGCCCUCUUCAACGACAUCAUGGAGCUAUUUGCGCAGGCGACACGCAUCGUUCUUCCUGCCGAGGCUGGUCUGGCGUCAGACAAGGAGUCCUUGGCCUUUUUCGUCAGGCACACCAAGGCUGACUGGGUCUGGGCAUACAUCGACAAGAACGGAAAGAUGCGCUACGAGACCUACAGCUCUGCGCAACUGCUGGCCAUGUUGGAGGGGCGCGAGGACCCGCCGGAGGGUUCCACCAUCCUCGAUGCUCUUGCGCGCGGCGAAGCUCGUCGCCAGCUGCAAAGGACAGCAUCAGGCUUCUCUCCCUCGCCGCAGCGCCACACAGGGUUCAAGGCUGUGCCCGACUGGCUGGCGGCCUUCAGCAAUGUCGCUGUCGCAGCCUCGACUGCGAUGGUGCCGAAGUGGACGCUGAAGAUGAUCACCCGCCACGACAGCGCCAAGAGGCAUGCAAUGAGCUUCAAGGUCGAGGACGAGGGGGAUGAAGAGCUCAAGUACUGCAAGACGUACUGAAGGGAUCCAAAGGAGGUGAAGGAGAUGCUAGACCAGAUGGAGGUCAGCAAGAAGACGAAGAGAGCGGCGGGGAUGAAGGCGGAGAAAGAGGAUGAGAAGGAAAGGGAGAGGGAGGAGAGAUGGAAAAUCUGCCCUUUGGGAUCAACAAGCUGCCGUAAGUGUCACCUCUGCUGAUACCUUGACAUGA
Messenger RNA from Jaminaea rosea, 2255 nucleotides. RefSeq lists its product as hypothetical. The record is from RefSeq and is a predicted model, not a curated record. Lineage: Eukaryota; Fungi; Basidiomycota; Exobasidiomycetes; Microstromatales. The transcript has 2 exons. The coding region runs from base 377 to 2068 and encodes 563 amino acids.